This is a messenger RNA of Equus quagga, 395 nucleotides long. It is a transcript of the gene SLIRP, whose product is annotated as SRA stem-loop interacting RNA binding protein. Bases 18 to 353 code for a protein of 111 amino acids. Gene Ontology annotation, molecular function: RNA binding. The record is from RefSeq and is a predicted model, not a curated record. The transcript is spliced from 4 exons. NCBI's taxonomy places the organism in Eukaryota, Metazoa, Chordata, Mammalia, Perissodactyla, Equidae.
CAUCCCUCAAUCUAAAGAUGGCGGCUUCGGCGGUGAGGGGCGCUGUGGCUCUGCGUACGAGUGUUGGCCGGCCCGUUGCUUUUGUGAGGAAAAUUCCCUGGACCGCGGCCUCGAGUGAGCUGAGAGAACACUUUGCACAAUUUGGCCAUGUUCGAAAGUGCAUCAUACCUUUUGACAAAGACACCGGCUUUCACAGAGGUAUGGGUUGGAUUCAGUUUUCUUCAGAAGAAGAACUUCAGAAUGCACUACAACAGGAAAAUCACGUUAUUGAUGGAGUAAAGCUCCAUGUUCAAGCUCAAAGACCAAAAGUUUUGCAAGGGGAUCAGACAUCUGAUGAAGAGAAAGAUUUUUGAGACUAUUACUGCCUAUUUAAAUAAAGUAAACAAAACUGAAAA